Molecule: messenger RNA, 3304 nt
Organism: Boleophthalmus pectinirostris (great blue-spotted mudskipper)
Lineage: Eukaryota; Metazoa; Chordata; Actinopteri; Gobiiformes; Gobiidae
Gene: aasdh
Product: aminoadipate-semialdehyde dehydrogenase
Exons: 14
Coding region: 58-3222 (1054 amino acids)
Biological process (GO): amino acid activation for nonribosomal peptide biosynthetic process
Molecular function (GO): protein binding
Source: RefSeq, a predicted model, not a curated record
CGACAACAGCAGCACUCAAGCGAAUUUAAAGCAGUUUCUUUAGAGCUUAUAGUGAAUAUGGAGUGUAAAACGCUAUACGAUAUGUUUGUCAAGACUUCGUCCUGUUUCAGCGAUCAGACCGCGGUGACAUUUGACGACAGCACCGGGAAACCUGAGUCUCUGAGCUACGGGCAGCUGCGUGUCCUCUCCGCUGAACUGUGCAGCAUCCUGCGGGAGAGCUGUCUCCCCAAUAAAGGCGUGAUUGGCCUGUUCUGCCGCGAACACUUGCUAUUGCCCGUCUGGAUUCUGGGGAUCAUGCAGGUACCUUCUGCUUAUGCUCCGCUGGACCCUGGUGAUCCUGGUCUUCUUUCCUUCAGAGUCAUGGAGCGCUGCGGUCUCAUGUACUGUGUGGUUCAGACAGAACUCCUAGAGAUAUUCCAGAAAAGUCUUGGAGAAAUGUUAAGGCUUGCUGUCUGUGUGGCAUUGCCCAAGUUUAAACUCACAGUGGUUAAAGUGAAAUCCCCACAUGAAGCCGAGCGGGAUGAACAAACAGAAGAAAUCAAACUUCAGACAGAAGAUGGUGCUGCUGAACUCAAGAACAGUUUUGCCUAUGUGCUCCAUACAUCUGGAACAACAGGAAACCCAAAGAUUGUGAAAGUACCACACAAAUGUAUACGUCCCAAUAUAUGUGAUUUAAGUUUAAUGUUUCAGAUUAAAAAAGGGGAUUUGGUUUUCCUUGCGUCACCUUUGACCUUUGAUCCAUCUGUGGUGGAGAUGUUCAUGGCAUUAACCUCUGGAGCAACACUUUUAAUUGUUCCAGCUCUUCUAAAGAAGAUGCCCAAGCGAUUGACCCAGCUGCUGUUUAAGAAUCACAAGACAACAAUUCUUCAGGCUACUCCCUCUUUAUUUUAUCGCUUUGGUCCAAGUAGCCUUAAAGAGGACGUUUUGUCAGCUAGCUCUUCGUUACGUAUUUUACUGCUGGGGGGAGAGUCCUGUCCCACUCCAAAACAGCUUGCAGACUGGAAACACAGAGACAAUAAAACUGAGAUUUAUAACAUCUACGGCAUCACUGAAGUUUCCUGCUGGGCUUCCUGCUACAAGGUCUUAGAGAAGGAGCUGCAGUCAAGUCAGAGUUCUCCCGUACCCCUUGGAGUUCAGCUGUCAGGCACUGAGGUAGAAGUCCGAGAUGAACACGGAGUGGUUAUGAAAGAGGGAGAUGGACAAGUGUUCAUAGGUGGUGAGCACAGGGUGUGUCUGUUAGAUGAUGAGGAUACACUGGUCUCCGGGACAAUGAGAGCCACUGGAGACUGGGUGAGACUCAAAGAUGGACAAAUGCACUUCCUGGGACGCAGAGACAGAAUGAUCAAACGAAACGGACAGCGCCUCAGUCUGGACGAGGUGCAGCAGCUCAUAUUAACUGCACCUCUGGUGGAGGCCUGUGCUGUGGGCAUUCAUGAAAACCAUCGGCUGAUUGCAUUUAUAGUGACGUCUAAAUUGGAGUCUUCGCCUGUUGUAUUAUGUGAUGCCACAAUGAGAGAGGAGCAGGAGGGAGAGGUUGGAAAAGUGGGGAGGACCAUCCUUAAAGAGUUAUCCCAAACCCUAGCUCACUUCAGUGUACCAGAUACUGUGUUGAUUGUACCUGAAAUACCACUGACUGCUCAUGGUAAAGUGGACAUGAAGGCACUUAUGAGGACCUAUCAAACUCAUAGAAGUGGAUUACUGGGCAGUUCACAGAGGGAUUUCACAAAGCUGACUCUGGAGUCUUUAUGGCAGACAUCUCUUGGCCUUCCUAAAGAAAUACCCAUAAAUGAGGACUCCAACUUCUUGGUCAGUGGAGGAGACUCUCUUAAAGCAUUAAUUUUCCAUGAAGACCUUCUUGCCACUACCGGCCUAACCUCCCCAAAUCUUGUAGAAAUCAUACUUGAUGGCACUUUCGCAGACAUAUUACACCACAUUUCUGAAGUUAAUCUAGUAUCAUCCCUUGAAAACAAUGGACAAGUCAAGCAGGAAGCAACAAAAAGACAUUUGGAAAACCCAUAUGAAGCAAUAGCAAAACGAGAACGCAAAACAUCAUCUGAAAAAGACAUACCGGUAUUCAAGGUUAUAAAAAGAGGCAGUCAGAUAAUUGAGAUGCCUAAUACUAAAUCUACAGGGCAUUUACAGACAAUUGAAGACAUAACGUUGAGUAAGAUUGGUGAAUCUAAAACUGUAUCACUGAAAAUGCACUGGUUGUCAGACACUGGGAGAUGUGUGGACGCCUCACCUGUUAUUUUAGUGCAACAAAUGGCCAGAAGUACAGUGUUUAUUGGGUCCCACUCACACCGAAUCCAGGCCCUGGACUUGGACUCGGGAAGUUUGGUUUGGGAACGGGUUCUUGGGGACAGGAUUGAAGCCUCAGCUACAGUGUCUUCAUGUGGGUCUCUUGUGAUUGUAGGUUGUUAUGAUGGUGGUGUAUAUUUCUUGAAUGUAUCCUCUGGAGAGACUGAGUGGCUCUUUAAAACUGGAGACACAGUGAAAUCUUGCCCUGCUGUUGAUGCUGAAACUGGUUUGGUAUUCGUGGGGUCACAUGAUGGACAGGUUUAUGCCCUGGACCCAAAGACUCGUCAUUGUGCAUGGAAGCAUUCCUGUGGAGGUGGAGCAGUUUUCUCCUCUCCUUUCAUUCAUCCGUCACUCAGACAUUUGUUUGUGGCUACAUUGGGAGGUCGUCUUCUUUGCCUAAACAUGGACACUGCAGAGGAGCUGUGGUCCUACUCCAAAGAUGUGCCCUUUUUCUCAUCUCCAGUCAGUUCAGAUACACAUGUUGUAAUUGGUUCAGCUGAUGGAAACAUUUGCAGUUUUAGCCUCGAUGGACAACUGCUCUGGCAGUUUUUGACCCAGGCACCGGUCUUCUCGUCUCCGUGCCUGACCCCAGACCUGCUGCAGGUCCUGUGUGGCUCUCAUGAUGGUCACAUCUACUGCUUAAACAUUUGUGAUGGUGCUCUGAUUUGGAGAUUUGAGACGUCUGGUAGAGUCUAUUCCAGCCCUUGUGUGUUUGGCACCUCGGCUCCCAGGGUGAGGGGCACAUUGGUGGGCUUGGCAUCCACAGAUGGGUCAGUUUGGAUCCUGGAUGUUGAAACUGGACUCAAGAGAGCAUCACAUACACUUCCAGGAGAGUUGUUUUCGUCCCCGGUUGUGCAUAUGGACUCAUUGGUUAUUGGAUGCCGUAAUGACUGUGUGUAUUGUUUAAAAUUGGAGGUAACAUAGAUGUAUUUAUUAUCUAUUAAAAAAAAAAGUUUUAUAUUACUAAGCUCUCAAAAGCAGUGCAUUAAUAAAUGUCAAAAUUGUU